Brassica oleracea var. oleracea is the source of this 1216-nucleotide messenger RNA. RefSeq lists its product as uncharacterized. NCBI's taxonomy places the organism in Eukaryota, Viridiplantae, Streptophyta, Magnoliopsida, Brassicales, Brassicaceae. Bases 136 to 783 code for a protein of 215 amino acids. The transcript is spliced from 4 exons. The record is from RefSeq and is a predicted model, not a curated record.
UUAUUAUAUACAUAUUGAGACGCUGAUGAGAGAGAGAGAGAGGAGAGAAAGUGAGUCACAAGAACUACGACAUAAAACCGAACCCAAUUCAAUUCUCCUUUUAUCAGACCAAACACAAAGGGAGAGAGAAUAAUAAUGGGAGACGUACGGAGGAUCGUGGUGGUUGUAGAAGAUAAAGAAGCGGCGAGGACGGCGUUGCAAUGGGCACUCCAUAACCUCUUCCGUCAAGGUGACAUCAUAGUCCUCCUCCACGUAAUCUCUCCUCCGCCGCGCAAGAAGAAAUCGACAGCGGCGCGUCUCCUCCGACGCCACGGAUACCAUCUCGCCCUCUCUUUCCGUGAAAUCUGCGACGCUUUCUUCAACACGAAUACGGAGAUAAUAGUGAGAGAAGGCGACGAAGAUGGAAGAACCAUCGCUGAAGUGGUGAAAGAGCUUGGUGCAUCGAUGAUUCUCGUUGGUCUCCAUCAAAACAGCUUUCUUUACAGAUGGGCAAUGAGUGGGAUUGAUGUAACUAGAAACUUGGGCUGCAAAGUGAUGGCUAUAAAGCAGCCUUCGUCGGAAGAGUCGCCGCCGGGAAAAUUGAAGGGACGCAUGACCUCACAUACGACGGCGACAUCAGAUAGUUUAACUAACUUUGACUUUUCCCAAAUCGAAAUUUCUGGAUUACAGGUUCCUGAGAUUCGGACACCUAAAGUGCCAUACAGAUUAUGUCCGAGUCCUCGUGCGAUACUUUGGAGAACAAGACCACGGAGAUCUAAAGCUCGAUACGCUGUAGUUUCAUAGAAUGAUUUUAUUCCAAACAAUAGGAAAGAAACAAAACUCUACCCUCAAUUUUUGUGUCAAAGAAACAAACAAAUUUUACUCCAUACCAAAAAAAAAAUUUGUUUUUAACUAUGCAGACUGGAGCUUCUCUCUCCUCCCUUAGAGAGAGGUUUCUCUCGAGAAAGCUCUAUACCUCUUACCAGACUCAAAUCUUUCAGAGGAUACAGCUUAGUUAGAGAGGGAAAGAACUAUGUUUGGUUGUAAAUCUUUUCUUUCGCUCGGCGAAUUCUCUUUUCCGGUUGCAGAAUUAUUUUUUUCGCUGUGGCGAUUUUGAUGUGGUUUUCAACCAAAUCCGAGUUGAUCGACAUGUUUAAACUUUCUCGGAUUAGGAGUUGAAGGUUUUUUUUGUUGUGUGUGUGUACUUAAAGCUUCAUCUCUCUGUUUUAAGCUGAAA